AUGAAGGGUGUUUGCGGGUUUGCGGUGCUCUUAGCCCUGGCAGUGCCUGCGGCUGCCUUGUUUGCCGAGGACAGCAACGAACACAUCAUCGACGACCAGCCCGCGGGGCUCUCGCGUGACCAAGUGGAGACCAAGAUGGCCAAGCUGUUCAACAUUAUCGACGAGAACAAGGACGGCAUGAUCUCCAACAAUGAGCUCGAGAAGUUCAACAGCAAGAACCUCCAGAGGGUGCAGAAUAUGCAGCUCGAGCAGGAAAUGCAAAUGGUCGACAAGAACAAGGACGGCUUCAUUGACUUCGAGGAGCUCAGCCUGACGUUCCCACCCGAGGCUGGCACUCCCGACGACUUCAUGGAGGGACUCAACCGCAGGUUCAACAUUGCAGACAAGGACGGCGACGGCAAGCUCACGAAGGCGGAGAUGCACAUUCUGCUCAACCCAGCACACGACGAGGCCAUGCUCGAGCUGGAGAUCAAGGACAUCAUGAUGACGCACGACAAGAACGGCGACGGCCUCAUCUCGAUGGACGAGUACUCCUCGUCCAAGCCUGACAGCGAAAAGGACGAUGAGUUCCUGGAGGUCGAGUUCAAGCCCUUCGACCUGAACGCUGACGGCCUGCUGUCCUCGCAGGAACUUGUCCUUGCAUUCAAGGAGGAGGCCUCCGAGGACGUUGAAACCAGCCUGGAGGACGUCUACGCCAUCCUCGGCACCGAGCCAAUCGAUUACGCCAUGUGGAUGAAGUACGCGUUGGAGCUGUCCACUAGCUCUGUCACCGACCACGGCGAGCUCCUGAGGUUCCCAGGCGACUACGACCUUGACCUCUCCGACGACGCCCGUGAGCGCAAGGGCCAGGAUGGCGACUACCCCUCAUCUGAGCUCUAA
Molecule: messenger RNA, 879 nt
Organism: Babesia ovata
Lineage: Eukaryota; Apicomplexa; Aconoidasida; Piroplasmida; Babesiidae
Product: membrane-associated calcum-binding protein
Exons: 1
Coding region: 1-879 (292 amino acids)
Cellular component (GO): endoplasmic reticulum
Molecular function (GO): calcium ion binding
Source: RefSeq, a predicted model, not a curated record